AUGCCAACGGCCGAGCAGACGAACGAUUCGGCUAACUCCAACAAGGAAGACGAGGAAGACAUUGACUCAAUCCUUGCGGAACUCGAAGCUGAGUCCGAAGAUGUAAAUUCUGAAGCCUAUCAACAAAGAGUUCGUACACUUCAGGAGGCUACAGGCUCGAAAACUUCUGGCGCUGCAACGGGUCUACGCAGCGCUCACUCGCAGCAGUAUGUGCGCCUCCUAAGGUCGGAUGACGAAACAUUACACUUUACUACCGAGCAUGAAAGAGCUGUCGUUCAUUUCCGACACCCCGAUUUUGCCAGGUGCUCGAUCAUGGAUGAACACCUUGAACGAAUUGCGCAGCGACAUAGCUAUGGAGAGACCGGUGGUGAGGAAGCAGCUUUCGCUAAAGUCGACGUCACACUUGCUCCGUUUGUGGUCGAGAAACUAGCAGUGAGAGUCCUGCCAUGUGUAAUAGGGUUUGUGAAAGGUGUUGUGAAGGGCAAGGUCGUCGGAUUUGAAGGCAUUUGCUGGGAUGGCAAAGAGAAAGACGCGAGAGUUUCUAAGGCUUUAGAGGAUGCUCUAUUCUCGUGGGGCGUGCUCAAGCAGAAGAUGCUAAUGGAUGAGCACGAUACCGAUUCGGAUGAUGAAAACGUAGACGACGACGGGAAGAGGAGCAGGGUGAGUUCCAGACGAGGCAUUCGAGGACCGAAGCAGAACGUCGUGGACGAGGAUGAUGAUUGGGACUGA
Molecule: messenger RNA, 729 nt
Organism: Lithohypha guttulata
Lineage: Eukaryota; Fungi; Ascomycota; Eurotiomycetes; Chaetothyriales; Trichomeriaceae
Exons: 1
Coding region: 1-729 (242 amino acids)
Cellular component (GO): cytoplasm
Source: RefSeq, a predicted model, not a curated record